AUAUUUGCAUGUUAUUUUAUUCUUCGUAAAUUUUUUUAUUCUUUGGCGCAUUUGCGCGAGAUAUAUUCUCGUAUACAUUUGUUACUUUUGCUUACUUAUUUAACAGAAUGUGUAUAUAUGGUUUCUUUGCAUCGGACUAUAGGUAUUAUUUGUCUAUGGAAGGCCCGCGUUGGUCCCGUUUAGUCAUAAGUGUUUAUAAUUGCAAAUGACCUACUCAUGGCACGGGUGGCUUCACGCAAAUAAGCAGAAGAUUACCGUGGGGGAGUUGAACCACCUCGAAUCUGCCAUCUCACACCACUGAGCGAGGUGGAAUUGAACCACUAUGACUUCAUCGACUACAAACGCAUAAACGCUUGCAUUCCGAACCGCCGCAAUCUAGUAAUCUUAAGCUUCUUAUUAACCUUUUGUCUAAUGUUAUAUUACACAUUUUUUAUAUCUGUGUCGCAUUUCCAUUUUCUGCGAUUGUUUCUUUUUUAAAAAGAGGCUUUUGUUUCCCCUUGAUUUGUCUGUUUGCUAUGAACAGAGUAUCGCCACUAUUAUAUUCUUUGGGUGGCGAGCGUUUUGAAUUGAUCCUUGCAUUUCUCACUUCUUGCUCAUGUAGUAACAAAGCUUUGAUAUUCUCGUGCGUUUGAUCCCUAAAGUCCCUUAAGCCUUGGUAGUUUACCCUAGCUGUUCUGUUAAAGAAUAUAUGUGGCCACUCCGAAUUAUAAAACGUUCAUACUGGCAGCAUUUUCAUGUGCACAGAAAGUGUCAUCUCAUUUUCUUUUGAGUUGACGUUUGCCUCUUCCGGUUGGGUGCUUGCGACUUCUUCCCUUUUUUCUUUGGACAUCAAAACCGACUAGACGUAAUUAUCAAUUAAGAGAAUUUAACUGGUUAUUAUUGUAAUUAUACUCAAAGAUAAUACAAAGCAAAGAAAGUAAAUUUGUGUAGUAAAUAAAUAAAUUUGGUGACCCCGAAAAAAGGAUGAUGGGCACUGACGACGAUGCUGCCAAUCGCGACCCGAACAAUGCAGCCAUUAAUACGGACGUAGUUAACGCUGGCUCGCACGUGGAGGCAACUUUUGCGAUUCCUAAAAUUAACCCACCGAGUAUGGCUGAUACUCACAUUGAAUCCUAUUUCAUGUCACUAGAGUUCUGGUUUGCGGCAUCAGGGAUUAUAGCUGACUUAAAAAAAUACAACAUAGUAAUGGCGCAAGUACCACCUGCUAAAUUGUCAGAGCUGCAAAGCAUUAUUAGUGAAUUACCGACACAAAAUAAGUAUGAAUAUGUUAAGGAGAAACUUAUUAAGCAUUUUGCAGAAAGUCAGCAGCGCCGCUUGCAAAAAGUCAUCUCCGAGAUGCCACUCGGCGACUUAAAGCCUAGCCAAUUGUUCAGCAAUAUGAAACGAGUUGCUGGACAAUCCUUAAGUGAAAAUAGUUUAAUAGAUCUCUGGACAGCUCGACUCCCUGCCCAGGCACGAGCUGCAAUCAUAACGUCAGAGCAAAAAAUACUAAGAAAAGUAAAAAUCGCUGAUGAUAUAGUGGAAUCGCUCAACCUCGGCGAUACAUUUUAUCCGGAUUCCAACGUUUGAGCACUAACUAGUGAAAGAAACAACAGCGAAACCGUAUCGGCACUAGAAACCUUACAGAAGGAAAUCGCGCAAUUAUCUCAAAGACUGAAUCACUAUACAGCCGACCGUGAAUCACCACGAAACCGCGGCCGAAAACGUCCGCGUGAAUCCGUCCGUUCAAACAUGGGUGGAGAGAUGUGCUGGUACCAUCUUACCUUUGGUAAGGACGCUCGAAGCUGUCGAAAACCUUGCUGUUUUGCACAGGCUCCCAACAAGCAAUGACACACGCAGCACGUUGAAGCUGCUACUAAAAUCCGCAAGUACGCAAAAACGGCUUCAAUCAACCGCCUCAAAAUCGCGGACACUCGCAACAAUACUAAAUUUUUAAUCGACACCGGAGCUGACGUUUCGGUAAUACCGAAAUCUUUCAAGUUCUCAACCAUUAAUCCGACCAGAAUGCAACUUUUUUGCUGCUAAUGGAACAAGCAUAAAAGUACACGGCGAAACAAUGCUUACGCUCAACCUGGGCCUACGGCGACAAUUCUCGUGGAAGUUCCUCAUAGCUGACGUAAACACUUGCAUAUUGGUUGCUGAUUUCAUAAAGCAUUUUGGUCUAUUAAUUGACAUCAAACGCAAACGACUCAUAGACAAUUCAACAAGUAUU
Messenger RNA from Rhagoletis zephyria (snowberry fruit fly), 2212 nucleotides. RefSeq lists its product as uncharacterized. The record is from RefSeq and is a predicted model, not a curated record. Lineage: Eukaryota; Metazoa; Arthropoda; Insecta; Diptera; Tephritidae.